UUGAACUGAAGGAUGGCUAAAGCUUUACCAGAGGGACUCACCCUUGCCGACUUCUCCCCAUCAAAGGUGGCAUGGGUCUAAUUGCAGUAAGCUGAGCUGUUCCUUUAAAAGGGAAAAAAAAUCCUCCACAAUUCAAUUCUACUGCCAAAAGGAGCUUCCAAUCCCCACCUGACCUGCACAGAGCCUUUCCAUGCGGGAUUCAACAGGCACUUUGUGUGCUUAUGAUUGUGUUACCUCUGGUUAGUCCUUCAGGGAUUAGGAUAACUAUUUUCACAGGAUUUUAAGGAAAUAUUAUCAAGCCUGUCUACUCAAAGUUUUUCACAAAGUGUUUAUUAAGAACUGGCAAUAACUUCCAGUGUUAUAUAGGCUCUGAAGAUAAUAAUUUUUUUGCCAUGAGAAAUCAGACGUGGUGGAUGAUGGUGUGCUUAAAAUGAGACAUGACCUUUAGAUGUUGCAACUGAAUGAAGACCAGCCAAACUUGCUGGAAGUCAGCAUCCAUAAUGCAGGGGCUCUGCUGGCAUGGGGCAGUGAAGAUGAGCCUGGGAUUUCUGUGUCUCUUUCUGGUUUUCAGCACAGCUUCGUGCCUAAGAAAAGAAAAUAAGAAAGAGAAGCAAUUGGCAGUGCUGGCUACUGCAGAGCUGCCUGCAAAGUCCCUGGACCUGGCUGGCAUUAACCUGACAGAGCUGGUGAACGGGAUGCUGAGCACUGCACUCAGAGGUACCAAGAAACUCUUCUCUUUGCUGAGCAUCACCUCUUACAGCUCAUUUGCCUUCCACAAAGUGUCAGUCACCAUUUACAACAUCUCUAAUGCAAAAAAUAUUGACCCUGGCAAGUUCCCUAUGCACUACUGCUACUGUUUGAAUAAUGUGACAAAUGAUUUGACAGAUUUUACAGCUCUACUUGUUGAUAUCAUUGGAAACUCCACCAGUUAUCUCACAGAAAUUUUCAAAUCCACUUCUAUUCUCUCAGUGCGUCAGAGCAAUGACUCUGAUUGUAUCUACAUCUGUGUGAUGGCAGGGCAGACAGGGAAAAAUCUGUCUGAUUUUUUGGAAAUACUAGAUAAGUCUCCUGUUAUUAAUUACACAUUUUCCAGUAACACAUCAUCCAACCUCGAGCUAGAUUCGAUUUUCUCAAGUUUUGUGAAGUUGCAGGAAGACCCAAACAAGACACUGGAUUCGUCAGCAGAAUAUGUGUGGACAUUUAAACCUACCAGGAUCCCCCUCGCCCAGAAAGGAGGGGGAAUCCCCACCACGAAGUCCCCGCUGUGGCCAAAGACAAUUGGAGCCAAAGGAUCAUGGUUUCCAUCUCCCCACGUGGAUGCUCCCAGGCCCCAAGGCAUGGCCAGGCCCCCUCUGAGCCCUGGGGAGGGCUUGGCCCCAUCACCAGCCCUGCAGCCCAGCGCCACUGACAUGUCCAUGUUUUGGAUGCAGACAGUGUCUCCACAAGAAGCCAGCAAACUCAUGCAAACAGAGCCAGAUUUGCCUUCCACAGUACUGUCUCUGCCACCCUCCUACCGACCUGGUGUGACACUGAAACUUUACUCAGCUACCAGGUGCCCCCAGGCCAUGCUCAGAGAGCCCCGUGUGACCUCACCUCCUGUCACCCUCGUAGUGCAGAAGAUCAACCCCUGUGUGAUGGAGCUCUGUAGGUUCUUUCAGCUGUGCCUCUGUGUUGGUCAGAGAAGAUAUUCCAGAAAGGAAGCCAUGAGCUCCAUCUUCAGAUACUGUGUUGAAUACUAUUCCUGGUUUGUGAAAAAUGCAAGUUAUGUCUGCGAAAGAGUCAAAAGAGUUGCUUACUCCCACACAUUAAAGCAAAAAUGCCUUAAAAACAUCUGUACAUCAGUUUAGAGCACUGAGAAAUUUUACUGCAAGUUGGAAGACUGGUGGCAGUUUUAGUUUUCUUUUUGAUUUCUCAGUGUAAAAAUCAGAAAGCAACAUGUUAUUUGUAAAUAUUUGAAAUCAGACAAGCUAUUAACCUGAUGUUAAUCUAGAUAUGUCUCCUCCUCUAAGUCAUUGUAAAAAUAAUAUCUAAAGACCAGAGAUAUUUUAU
Passer domesticus (house sparrow) is the source of this 2049-nucleotide messenger RNA. It is a transcript of the gene HHLA1, whose product is annotated as HHLA1 neighbor of OC90. The record is from RefSeq and is a predicted model, not a curated record. The transcript is spliced from 17 exons. Lineage: Eukaryota; Metazoa; Chordata; Aves; Passeriformes; Passeridae. Bases 462 to 1847 code for a protein of 461 amino acids.